Molecule: messenger RNA, 405 nt
Organism: Cotesia congregata
Lineage: Eukaryota; Metazoa; Arthropoda; Insecta; Hymenoptera; Braconidae
Source: the annotation of a GenBank genome assembly
AUGUACACGGAGGAGUUUGAACAUGCAUUGCAAUUUUUAAGCUAUGUAAACAUGAGAGGAGGAUCAGUGAAUCUGUUCGGUAUCUCACCUCCCAAUGUGCAAAACUGGAAUUGUCCACUUUAUGCAUUCAAAGAAGCUUUGAAACUAGAAAUUGCUGUAACAGAUAAACUAGUAACUGCAAAUGAAAUUGCUGAAAGGCACAAAGACUUAAAUGCAAGUGAUUUUAUUGUCACUGGCUAUUUGGAAAAUCAAAUGAAAAGUGUUAAUGAAUUUGAGAAAUUUAUAACCGUUCUUUCUGGUAUUGGAGAUAAAACUCUGUCAAGAUUUAUGUUUGAUAAAGAUUUGUUGGAUAAUUAUGUACUUUCAAAAUUUAAUGUUUUACAAAAUAAAAAUAAAGACAAUUGA